Messenger RNA from Phytophthora sojae, 888 nucleotides. RefSeq lists its product as hypothetical. Lineage: Eukaryota; Oomycota; Peronosporomycetes; Peronosporales; Peronosporaceae. The record is from RefSeq and is a predicted model, not a curated record. Bases 1 to 813 code for a protein of 270 amino acids. The transcript has a single exon.
AUGGCGACGACGCAGCAGCAGGAGAAGGUAGUGCGCAGCUACGUGCACUCCGGGUGCAUCUACGUGGCGGAGAUGCGCCGCCCCCGCGCCAAGAACGCCUUCAACGACGCGCUGUACCAGCAGCUGACGGCAGCACUGGACGAGUUCGAGGCCGACGACUCGCUGCAGGCCUUCGUGCUCACCGGCCACGGCGACUACUUCACCAGCGGCGCGGACGUGAAGGAGACGGCCGCCAUCCUGGGCGACGGCACCAUCCGCCCGCCCUCCAAGAGCCCGUCGCACGCCUUCAUGCACAAGAUGCUGGACUGCAAGAAGCUGCUGGUGGCGGCCGUCAAUGGCCCGGCCAUCGGCAUCGGCGUGACGCUGCUCAUGCACUGCGACCUCGUGUACGCAGCGGACAGCGCCACGUUAUGGACGCCGUUCCUGCGCAUCGGCGUCGUGCCGGAGUUCGCGUCGUCCUACACGUUCCCGCAUCUGCUGGGCCCCACCGUGGCGAACAACCUGGUGAUCCGCUCCAAGGUGUACAAGGCCCAGGAGGCGCUGGACGCCAAGAUUGUGGGCGAGGUUUUCCCCACGAACGGCUUCCUGGAGACGGUGCUCGCGGAGCUGACGCCGCUGGUGACGAACCGCUUCAACCGCACCAGUCUUCCUGUGUACAAGUCGCUGCUGCGCCGUGAACGCGCACCGAAGAUCCGCGAGGCGCUGUUCUACGAGUUCGAGCAGCUGGACCGGCGCGCGGCGUCUGGUGAGUUCCUGGCGACCGUGAUGGAGCUCAAGAAGCAGUUCAAGACUAAAAGCGCCAGCAAGUUGUAAGUUGCCAGCGGAGUUCACUCGAUAGUUGGCUAUAACCGAAGUGACACGAGCUGUGUGGUACAAAACUGUUUGACU